AUGGAGAAGAUUACGGAUAAAAUCGCCGCUCUGGCGCCCGACCAGAGCUACUUUUCGCUGGAGUUCUUCCCGCCGAAGACGCAGAUGGGCUUUGCCAACCUCCAAAACCGUCUCGAGCGCAUGUCGCGCGGGCUGCGGCCGCUCUUCGUCACGGUGACCUGGGGCGCCGGCGGCAGCACGGCCACCAAGUCGCUCGAGCUGGCCGAGAUCUGCCAGCGCCAAUUGGGCUUGACGACGUGCCUGCACCUGACGUGCACCAACAUGAGCCGCUCGCUGGUCGACGAUGCGCUCGAGCAGGCCAAGGCGCUGGGCGUGCGCAACAUCCUCGCCCUGCGCGGCGACCCCCCGCGCUCCGAGGAGUACCGCGACGGCGGCCAGGCCGAGAACGUCGCCGCCGACAACGACAGCAACGCCGAGUUCACCUGGGCCGUCGACCUCGUCAAAUACAUCCGCGCCAACUAUGGCGACUACUUCUGCGUCGGUGUCGCUGCUUACCCGGAGGGCCACUCGGACCAGUCGCACCCCGACAAGCAGCACCCCAAGUUCGACCUGCCCUACCUCGUCGAGAAGGUCCAGGCCGGCGCCGACUUUAUCAUGACGCAGCUGUUCUUCGACGUGCACGCCUACGAGGCCUUUGAGGACAUGCUGCGCAACGACGCCUCGGGCGCCUUCAAGACCAUCCCCAUCGUCCCCGGCCUCAUGCCCAUCCAGAGCUACCAGAUCCUGCGGCGCACGACCAAGCUGAGCCACGCCAAGCUGCCGGAAGACAUGCUGACGCGGCUGGACGCGGUCAAGGGCGACGACGAGGCCGUCAAGGCCGCGGGCGUGGAAAUCCUCAGCGAGGUCGUCGAGCGGCUGAAGAAGAAGAAGCGCGGCGCCGCCGGCCCGCGCGGCUUCCACUUCUACACGCUGAACCUGGAAAAGGCCGUCGCGCACAUAGUCGAGCGGUGCCAUCUGAUCUCGACCAUCAGCGCCGAAGAAGCGGCCGCUGAAAACGAAGAAGCCGUCACCAUUGACGACGUCGUCAGCGCCGUCCCGCCCGCCGACGCCCUCAGCUCAAACUACCGCCGACGCCUUUCCUCGGCCAACUCGACGCCCCACAACCGCGUCGUGGUGCAGCGGCCCUCAGCGUCGAGCAACAAGAGCUACGAAGCGCUGCAAGAGGAGGCCGGCGUGCCGCGCGACACCAUCAUCUCGCGCGCCAACACGCUCGCCAUCUCGGAGGGCGAGGGCUCGCUGGGCCGCGAGGCGACAUGGGACGACUUCCCCAACGGGCGCUGGGGCGACGCGCGCUCGCCGGCCUUUGGCGAGAUUGACGGCUACGGCGUGUCGCUGCACGUGUCGGUGCCGCAGGCGAUCCGGCUGUGGGCCUACCCAGCCGAGGUGGCCGACAUUUCGGACAUCUUCCGGCGGCACAUUGUCGGCGAGCUGGAGGCGAUUCCGUGGAGCGAGGACGCGCUGAACGAGGAGACGCUGACGAUUCGCGACGAGUUGUUGGGACUGAUAAAGCGCGGGUGGUGGUCCGUUGCUAGUCAGCCGGCCGUCAAUGGCGUCAAGAGCACCGAUCCUGUGUUUGGCUGGGGUCCGCGGAACGGCUUUGUGUUCCAGAAGCCGUUCGUCGAGUUCUUCCUCCCCUCGGCCGACUGGAGGAAGCUGAAGGCCCGUCUGGACCAGAUCGAGGAAGUGACGUAUUUCGCAGGCAACCACGCGGGCGAAUUCGACGCGUCGGACGAGGAGUCUGUCAACCCGGUGACGUGGGGCUCGUUUGCGGGCAAGGAAAUCACAACCCCCACCAUCAUCGAAGCCGUCUCCUUCCGCGCCUGGCUGGAAGAAGCCUUCGGCAUCUGGGCCGAGUGGCGCCAUAUCUACCCGCCGGGCUCGGCGACGGCGAAGCUGUUGGGUGGGAUUAGGGAUGAUUACUUUUUGGUCAAUGUUAUUCAUCAUGACUUUGUCGAGAAGGAUGCGCUGUGGGGACUGCUUUUGGGGGAGUAG
Molecule: messenger RNA, 1992 nt
Organism: Aplosporella prunicola CBS 121167
Lineage: Eukaryota; Fungi; Ascomycota; Dothideomycetes; Botryosphaeriales; Aplosporellaceae
Exons: 4
Coding region: 1-1992 (663 amino acids)
Biological process (GO): tetrahydrofolate interconversion
Cellular component (GO): cytosol
Molecular function (GO): methylenetetrahydrofolate reductase [NAD(P)H] activity; FAD binding
Source: RefSeq, a predicted model, not a curated record